CGGCGACGGCGGCGCGGUUGCCAGGGAGACGGCGGCGGCUGUUGCCAAGGCGACGGAGGCGCCGCCGAGCUUGGGGGGAGCGGAUCCAGGCCCGGCCCCGGCCCCGGCCCCGCCGGGCUGCCUCGGCCGAAUCCAGGAAGGGGAAACAUGAACGAGGUAAAGGAGGCUCUAAGAACCAUAGAACAGCACUACAAGCUCUUCCUACAGCAGCAGUUUACGUUUAUCGCAGCGCUGCAACACACCCGAGAGAACGCACAUGACGUGAUCAGACCCGUGGCGAGCAUCAGCCAGGUACAGUCCUACAUGGACCAUUACUGUAACAAUUCCACGGACAGGCGUAUCCUCACCAUGUUCCUAAACAUCUGUAAUGACCUAAGCAAGCUCUGCCACAAGCUGGAAGCCGUGCAUCCUGGUAACAGCACAACCAAUGGCAUUUUGGAAAGAUGCAAGCUGCUCCUUAGCCACAGCAACGAUCUGAGCACCAUCCGAGCUAAAUAUCCCCAUGAUGUUGUGAACCACCUGAGCUGUGAUGAGGCCAAGAAUCAUUACGGAGGGGUGGUGAGCCUCAUCCCCAUCGUUCUAGACUGCAUGAAGGAGUGGCUAUCCCACACUGAGAAGCUGCCACGGCACAUGCUGCAUAAUGCAAAUUAGCACCUGUUCUUUGCUUCCUGCUGGAAGACACUCCUGAAUAAACAAGUUCCCUUUGCAUCUCUCUCAGUUUGCUAAAAUUGUGGAAAGCUUUUUCCUUAAGAUGACCAGGUUUUGGCAACACAGGCAAAAAAAAAGAAGGGAGAACUAAUGCAGAGGAGGGAGCACAGGAAGGAAUGAUAGCUCAGAUGAAAUAGAAAGUAUUUUCAGGAGCAUUUUUACUCCUCACAUUACCCCAUGUUCCUUUACACUUUCUGUCCUUCCCCUAACUACACAUGCCACUAUACAAUAUCCACUCUGGAGAAGGGGCCUGUGUUUGGGAGACAUCACGUCCCAGCUGAAUUGAAACCUGGUGAACUUAGAAAUGAUAACAAAGCCUGCUGAGGUCACACAGAUUCUUAGGCACCAAGGGGGUCACAGACAGCAAAAUGUGCCUGUUGCCACCUCAGGCUUUAUUUGGGAGGUCUGCUGCAGAGGUAGCGUUACAAAGAAAAAUCAAAGUUGCUCAGAGCUGCCCUUUAGUGUUUCAUGUUGCAAAGACAAGUGUCUGAUAAUACCGUUUUAGAAAGUUUUCCAAGCCAAGUAGGUGCUACGUUGACUGAAGGAUGACAAGUAUUGGGACACAAGGGAAAUUUCUUCAGAUACUGUUCCUGGCCUUCCUAACCCUACCUAUCACUGUGUUUAAAUUUGACUAUGCAGGCUCUGAUCAGACCAAAAUUAUUCUCCACUUUGUAGUUCCUUUUCAGCUUCCACAGUGCAAGGCAGCACAAACUGCCAGUCAGAACAGUCCUGUCAAACCUCGGCUACCUUCCACACCUGCUGUUCAAUGCUCGUUCAUACUUGACAGAGGUUGUGACACAUGCAUGAAACACGCAAUUCACAAAUUUUAAUAAUUAUUUCUAACCCAGCUCUAUCUUUUCAAUUGGUCUUACACGGACAAAAAUUUAAGACACUAGCAGAAAAAUAACUGUGUGAAACUCAGAGUCUGAGGUUUGGUAGUGACACGACCAAAAUCUGUUGGAAGACUGCAAAGUUAAACCUCACAAAAACAUCUAGACAAAUUACUUAAUUUCCAUACAAGUUCUCCUCUUCCAGAGUGGAUGGACACUUCAAAGGACAGAAAGAUACAGCAAGAAUUGUUUUUCUCUAUUACAAAUCAAGCUGUUUGAAGAAUUUACAUAAACAGGAUGUAAGUGCCAA
This is a messenger RNA of Oxyura jamaicensis (ruddy duck), 1848 nucleotides long. RefSeq names its product sperm acrosome associated 9 (gene SPACA9). The transcript has 5 exons. Gene Ontology annotation, cellular component: ciliary base; acrosomal vesicle; sperm flagellum. Lineage: Eukaryota; Metazoa; Chordata; Aves; Anseriformes; Anatidae. Bases 148 to 651 code for a protein of 167 amino acids. The record is from RefSeq and is a predicted model, not a curated record.